AUGAGGAUACUACCUUGUGUGAAGUCGUACAAUGAAGACGAAUAUAACUCCAAACAGAUCGACAGAGAAAUAAAGCAUUGGAUCAAAUCGUAUAAUGAAGCUAUUAAGCUGUUACUAUUGGGUACCGGCGAGAGUGGCAAGACAACAAUAAUAAAACAAAUGAAAAUUCUUCAUAUACAGGGAUUUACUGCCAGUGAAAGAGCAGAAAAGAUCAAAUACAUAAGGCACAACGCACACGAGUCUAUAUACGACAUUGUACAUAAUAUGCCUAUGUUGAGCAUCGCGUUGCAGAAUAACAAGAAUGUACGUUCUCAGCAGUAUAUACUGAAGAUUGGUCCCGACGGGCCCCCUGACUAUACUGAGGAGUAUUUUGAUCACGUACGGGCAUUGUGGAGGGACGCUGGAGUGAGGGAAUGCUUCAAAAGAUCCAACGAAUACCAACUCUUAGACAGCGCAGAAUACUUCUUAAAUCGAAUAGAUCUCAUAGCGAAAGCCGAUUACUUGCCAUCCGACUCGGAUAUACUACGCUGUCGCCAGAAAACUACUGGAAUACAGAAAAUUGAAUUCAAAGUGAAGGUUCCAAAGUCAAUGCACGGUGGUGUUCAAGAUUUCUGGAUGUUCGACGUCGGGGGGCAGAGGGGGGAAAGGAAGAAAUGGAUACAAGUCUUCGAAGGUAUCCACGCGAUCUGGUUCGUGGUGGCCUGCAGCGACUUCGACCAGACGCUACGCGAAGACAACACACAGAACAGACUCCAAGAAUCACUGGUGCUCUUCGAAGAUGUCUGGCAAAGCAGAUUCCUAAUAGAAGCGGGUUUAAUCGUUUUUCUGAAUAAGCAAGAUCUACUACAAAGUAAGAUAUCCCAAGGUCGCAGCAUCGCCCCCUACUUCCCCAAGUAUACCGAGUUCGAUUCCCAGGGCGAUGAGUACACUCGGACGAAACAGUUCAUACGGAGUAUGUUCGCUGAGCUGACAACGAAGAAGCGAGAACGCCGCAACUUCACGUCCUCAGCGGAGCGCUUCGUGAUCCUCGAAGCGAGCCGGCCCCGCGAGUGCUACUUCCACUUCACGACAGCCACCGACACGGACAACGUACGCACGGUCUUCAGAGAUGUGCACCAGAUGAUAUUAACGCAUAUACUUAAUAAUAUUGGAAUAUAUUAA
Molecule: messenger RNA, 1161 nt
Organism: Nymphalis io (European peacock)
Lineage: Eukaryota; Metazoa; Arthropoda; Insecta; Lepidoptera; Nymphalidae
Gene: Galphaf
Product: guanine nucleotide-binding protein G(f) subunit alpha
Exons: 9
Coding region: 1-1161 (386 amino acids)
Biological process (GO): adenylate cyclase-modulating G protein-coupled receptor signaling pathway
Cellular component (GO): heterotrimeric G-protein complex
Molecular function (GO): guanyl nucleotide binding; G-protein beta/gamma-subunit complex binding; GTPase activity
Source: RefSeq, a predicted model, not a curated record